UUAUUGUAUAGCCAGAGAGCGAAAAAGAGAGACAGGAAAUCAGUCCUAACCUAUCUUUCUUCUCGUAUUCUAUCAGAUUGCACGUAAUUUGAGAUUUGACAGUGGAGUCAAAACCAGAGAUUAGAACAGAAAAAUUUCAAGAAUUUGUUCGAAUGAACGAAUGAAUGAAAAUGGAUUAUUUGAGUGUACAAUUAAUGGAUGAUAUUGUCUUGGACUCAAAAAAAAAACCUAACACCUCCAGCAAUGAUGCUGUGGAGCAUUUAUCAAAAUUUCCACGAAAAUUAUCAAAAUUAGAUGUCAACAAUCAACCAAAACCUGCAGUCCGCUGUAAAGUAGAACUUCAAACUCUUCGAAUAUCAGAGGAAUCCGAAAGACAAUUGUACGAAACUCUAAAACAAAUUUAUGGAGAUUCAUUCAAAUUGAGUGAUGCCUCACAUUAUCAGAACAAGAGAACGAAUCUAGGUAAACAGUAUUGGAUGGAGCGAGGUGAUCUUGUGAUAAGAGGAGUUGUUGAUUAUUCAUCUAGAGAAGCUGCACCAAAAACUCAUGCACAAUUAACUAAACACUUUGCAACGUCGAAAUUGGAAAGCUACAGUUAUUAUUCACUCCACUGUGCUGAAGCCCUUGAUCACACGGAUGGUGACGUAGGAAAGGCCUUGGAGAUUCUUUUUGAAAAGUAUUACAGGGUUCAUGAUCUUUCAAAAAUCUGUGGUGCACAAGAUUUUGAUGUGAACGAUCUGUUGAGUGUGAGAGAGGAGGAGAAAUGUGCGCUUGAAGCCAUUUACGGAGACUCAUUUGUCCAAACGAUUAAAAAUCGAUUAUGGACUGUUACCCUUAAGUUAGAUUACUUGAUUGAUAAGUAUGAUAAGGAAGCUGCCGUUGAGAGUAAACCAAAGACACCAAGUAAACAUGUUUGCAGAUUAUUUUUGACUGGGAAGUGUAGGUUUGGAGCCAAAUGCAGAUUUUUACAUCAACAACCUGAAUCUCUGAAACACGCUAAGAAAUUUGUAGAACCGGACCCUUCUUUCACUUUAGAAAUCAGAUUUCCAGAGGAUUCAAAAUAUCCGUACGAGGCACCGUUUUUUUACUUCUACAAAACAGAUCUGUCCUAUCCGAGUGAAGUGUGCCUCGUCAUUUGCAAAAAACUUUACGAAGAUGCUAUCCUCAGAACUCCAAAUGGUGAACCUUGCAUUUUUGAACUAAUUUCGAUUCUCGAAAACUCCGAAGAAAUGAAGGAUUAUCUCGAAAACACCAAGCCGAGCUUCAUCUCCAAACAUGAUUCUCUUUUCUCAAAAAGUACAGAUGACACCUCGAACAACCUAGCGAGUCAUCACCAAAAAGGCUCAACAAAUCGUUCAAAUAAGGAUAAAAUAUCCUUGGAAGAGAUCCAACGGCAAGACGAAAUAAUUUGUCAAAAAUUCAUGGAGAAGCUGAAAAAUUCCCGGUACCUGAAGAUGAAAGAAUCGAGGAGGAAAUUACCAGCAUGGUCAAUGAUGACUGAAGUGCUGGAGGCUAUUGAGCAGAAUCAAGUGACCAUAAUCUCCGGAGAAACUGGUUGUGGAAAAAGUACCCAAGUGCCUCAGUUUAUUCUGGACGACUGGAUCAUCAAUCGAAAUGUUAGUGGAGCGCACAUUGAGAUAAUAGGCACUCAACCAAGAAGAAUAAGUGCAAUAGGAGUAGCAGACAGGGUAGCCGCUGAAAGGGAUGAAAGAGUUGGUCAAACAGUUGGCUAUCAAAUAGCAUUGGAGAGCAAGAUGUCUGUUUGGACUCGUUUGACCUUUUGCACCACUGGAAUCCUCCUUCAACGGUUAUCUAGUGACCCCCACUUGAAGACCAUAACCCAUGUAAUCGUAGAUGAAGUACACGAGCGUAGUGCUGAUUCAGAUUUCCUGUUGAUGCUCCUUCGAGAAAUUCUCCCCUACAGGUCAGAUCUGAGAAUUAUCCUGAUGAGUGCAACCUUAAAAGCCGAGUUAUUUGCCAGUUACUUCAAGGGACCACCAAUUUUGGACAUCCCUGGAAGGACUUUUCCGGUGAAACCAUUUUUUUUAGAAGAAAUUCUCCAAAAAAUCAACUAUGUUUUCGAAGAGAAUUCUGAGUAUGCUAGAAAAAUCAAAGGUGGAUGGGACCAAGUAGAAAUUGGGUUGGCAUCAGCCGACCUUGAAUCACUGUCUUCCGUAUCUCCAAGGAACACACUUUUGGAUGGCAAUCUGAAUUUAGCACAACUCAUCGGAAGGUAUCCUGGACUCUCCAUGCAAACAUACAAAAACCUUUACGUUAUGGAUCAAGAGAAAAUUAAUUACGACCUUUUGGAGAAGAUUUUGGAAUGGAUUAUUGAUGGAGAUCAUGAUUAUCCUCGAGAGGGCUCUAUUUUAGUUUUUCUUCCAGGAUUGGCAGAAAUCACCACCUUGAGAGAUGUCCUCAACCACAAUUCUGUUCUUUCUUCCCGGGCAGGGAGAUGCAGGAUACUUCCACUGCACUCGUCUCUCUCGACUGAAGAGCAAAAUCUAGUCUUUGAGAAAGUUGACCCAAGAGUUCGAAAAAUUGUUUUAAGCACGAAUAUAGCUGAAACUUCAGUGACCAUCGAUGACUGUGUGUUUGUCGUGGAUACAGGUCGAAUGAAGGAGACUCGAUUCAAUAGCAAUCAGAACAUGGCUAGUUUAGAUACUUGCUGGAUAUCUCGUGCAAAUGCAAUGCAGAGGAAAGGUCGUGCUGGGAGAGUGAGGCCGGGUGUCUGUAUACACAUGUAUACAUCACACAAAUUACAACAUCACCUACUCCCCCAACCCAUUCCAGAAAUCUUGAGGAUUUCCCUGGAACCUUUGUUAUUAAAAAUUUUGAAAAUGAACCUUGGGAAUAAUAUAAAUGUUUAUGAAAUUCUCAACAGAAUUUUGGACCCUCCACAGCAACUAAGUAUUUCAGAUUCAAUCGUAAGACUUCAAGAUGUUGGAGCUAUUGAUUUAGAAUUGAAUUUGACACCCCUGGGGCAUCAUUUGGCAACUCUUCCUGUGGAUGUACGCAUUGGCAAGCUAAUCCUUUAUGGUGUAGUCUUCUGCUGUCUUGAUUCAGCUUUGACAAUAGCAGCUUGUUUGUCUCACAAGAGUCCUUUCUCUUCGCCUUUUGAGAAACGACAUCAGAUUGACGCUAAGAAGAAAGAAUUCACUACGGCAUUCAGUGAUCAGUUGACAACUUUAAAGGCCUAUAAAAAAUGGCUGGAGAUGUCUGCCAGGGGAUUCAAAGCUGGCUUGACUUUCGCAAAGGAAAAUUAUCUAUCUGUCCGAACUCUGCAGACUCUGGCUGAUAUGAAACACCAGUUUCUAGAGCUACUCAUUGGAAUUGGAUUCGUCCCUAUUGAUGCCAAGAAGAGGACCACUGGCGUUGAUAAGGUUCUCGAGUUCACUGGAGUCGAACUUAAUGCAAACAAUGAAAAUUACAAACUCCUUCAAGGGUUAUUGUGCGCUGCACUUUAUCCCAAUGUCGUUAGAAUUUGCACUCCAGAAAAGUCAUUCCAAGUUCAGUCCUCAGGUGCUAUUCCCAGGCAGCCUAAAGCUGAAGAGUUAAGAUUUGAAACGAAAAAUGACGGUCUUGUUUUCAUCCAUCCGUCUUCAGUAAAUUUCUCCAUUGGACACUUCCCCAGCCCCUAUCUCGCCUUCCAAGAGAAAAUUAAAACCAGCAAGGUUUACAUCAGAGACGUCUCCAUGGUCUCAAUGCUACCUCUGGUUCUGUUUUCUGGAUAUGGAGUUAACAUCGAACAGCACAAUGGAACCUUCAUCUUGUCUCUCGCUGAUGGUUGGAUUCUCUUCAAAGUUGAGACACAUACUGUUGCGCAGCUUCUUCAAAAUAUGCGGACAGAACUUGUUAAACUUCUUGAACUGAAAAUGCAGGAUCCUCUACUUAAUCUUUUGAAUCAUCAAAAUGGGAGGAAGAUCAUCGCAACUAUUAUCAAUGUUUUAACAAACGAUUAAAAGGUGCUGAUUUAUGUGAACAAGUUUAUCCACGAAAUUUAGUUAAUUUUUCACCUUAGGGCAACCUUGUUCAAUUCUUCGUUUGGCUUCCUUUUGUUCUCAGCAAUUUAUUGUAAGUUAUCGUAAAGACCAGGCCGACUUUUAGAAUACGACACUGCCUCUCUAGAUUGGCCUUAAGAUUAUAUAUGUAAAAAUUUUACAAUAACGUUAUUUUGAUAUUGUUGACCAAGGUUAUAACGAAAUAUAUAUUUUUAUCAAUAAUAACAA
Diachasma alloeum is the source of this 4229-nucleotide messenger RNA. Its product is annotated as putative ATP-dependent RNA helicase DHX57. Lineage: Eukaryota; Metazoa; Arthropoda; Insecta; Hymenoptera; Braconidae. The record is from RefSeq and is a predicted model, not a curated record. Gene Ontology annotation, molecular function: ATP binding; metal ion binding; RNA binding. The transcript is spliced from 3 exons. Gene Ontology annotation, cellular component: intracellular anatomical structure. The coding region runs from base 165 to 3962 and encodes 1265 amino acids.